Molecule: messenger RNA, 5044 nt
Organism: Erinaceus europaeus (western European hedgehog)
Lineage: Eukaryota; Metazoa; Chordata; Mammalia; Eulipotyphla; Erinaceidae
Product: zinc finger protein 709-like
Exons: 6
Coding region: 433-1797 (454 amino acids)
Biological process (GO): regulation of transcription by RNA polymerase II
Cellular component (GO): nucleus
Molecular function (GO): RNA polymerase II transcription regulatory region sequence-specific DNA binding; DNA-binding transcription factor activity, RNA polymerase II-specific
Source: RefSeq, a predicted model, not a curated record
CAUUAUCUAGAGCUUCCAGGUCCUUAAAAACCACAAGAAGCCCACCGUGAGCCACCAGGCUAGAGAGGCAGCACUGGGCUCCAAGGCAGAAACAUCUCUGUUUCCGGGAGUGUCAGCUUAGGCAAGCCGCAUGGGCUGCUGGGACUUGUAGUUCCCACGGCUCUUCUCCCGCGGCUGACGGCGAGGAGGCGGACUACAGCUCCCGUCAGGCCAAGCGGCGCCAGCGGGGUCCUGCACACGCGCAGCUGGGCGGCAGGUUUGUGUUGCUGUAGCUGGGAGUCUGGCUCUGCAGAGCCGGUUGCAUGGCGGCGUCAGGGGCCCAUACUGUCCAGUGAAGCGACUAUGCUGCUAGAUUUAAACAGAGUUUGAAGCUAUUGCUGUGAUUGACCUUCCAUUUUCUGGCCUGAAAGACAUUUAGGGAAAGAGGAAGAGAUGGCAGUUUCUUGGGGCUCAGUGACCUAUGAAGAUGUAACUGUGAUAUUCACUCAAGAGGAGUGGGCACUAUUAAAUCCUUCAGAGAAGAAACUCUACAGAGAUGUGAUGUAUGAAAACUUGAGGAACUUUCUUUCAAUAGAAAAGAUACAAGAACAUUCCACAAAAGGGCAGCAUAACCUACAUGGGGGUAAACAAAGUAAUGCAACAGUAAAAAUCUCUGAGGGCAAAGAUAGUCAGAAUGCUAGAAUAUCUCAAGAAUGUGAAGUAUACAACAAAUUAUUCACUUAUCCUGUUAAUCUUCAAAAACAUGAAAAUAUUCACAGUGGAUGGAAACUUUAUGAAUAUAAACAAUAUAAUAGAACAUUCAGGAGAUCCAGUAAUCUUUGGAAACAUGAUAAAACUCACAGUGGAGAUAAACCUUAUGAGUGUAAACUGUGUUGUAAAACAUUUAGUUGUUCCAGUAGUCUUCGGACACAUGAAAGAAUUCACAGUGGAGAGAAGCCCUAUGAAUGUAAACUAUGUAGUAAAAGAUUCAGGCAAUCCAGUAAUCUUCGGACACAUGAAAGAAUUCACAGUGGAGAGAAACCCUAUGAAUGUAAACUGUGUAGUAAAACAUUCCGGCAUUCUGGCGGUCUUCAGCAACAUGAAAGAAUUCACAAUGGAGAGAAACCUUAUAAAUGUAAACAAUGUAGUAAAACAUUUAGUUGUUCCAUUCAUCUUCAGACACAUGAAAGAAUUCACAGUGGAGAGAAACCCUAUGAAUGUAAAGAAUGUAGUAAAACAUUCAGUUUUUCCAGUAGUCUUCAGAGACAUGAAAGAAUUCACAGUGGAGAGAAACCCUAUGAAUGUAAACAAUGUACUAAAACAUUCAGUUGUUCCAGUUAUCUUCGGACACAUGAAAGAAUUCACAGUGGAGAGAGACCCUAUGAGUGUAAACAGUGUAGUAAAACAUUCAGUUGUUCCAGUCAUCUUCGGACACAUGAAAGAAUUCACAGUGGAGAGAAACCCUAUGAAUGUAAAUAUUGUAGUAAAACAUUCAGUUUUACUAGUGUUCUUCGGACCCAUGAAAGAAUUCACAGUGGACAGAAACCCUAUGAAUGUAAACUAUGUAGUAAAACAUUCAUUUGUUCCAGUAGUCUUCGGAAACAUGAAAGAAUUCACAGUCGUGAGAAACCCUAUGAAUGUGAACUAUGUAGUAAAACAUUCACUUAUUCCAGUAGUCUUCGGACACAUGAAAGAAUUCACAGUGGAGAGAAACCCUAUGAAUGUAAACACUGUAGUAAAACAUUCAUUUCUUCCUGUCAUCUUCGGAGACAUGAAAGAAUUCACAUUGGAGAGAAACUCUAUGAAUGUAAACUGUAGUAAAACAUUCAAUUGUUUCAGUCAUCUUCAGUCACAUGAAAGAAUUCAUAGUGGAGAGAAACCCUUUGAAUGUAAACUAUGUAGUAAAACAUUCACUUGGUCCAGUAGUCUUUGGAAACAAAGGAAUUUACAGUGGUGAGAAACCCUAUGAAUGUGAACUAUGUAGUAAAACAUUCAGAGAUUCCAUUAGUUAUCAGAAAAACAUGAAAGUAUUCACAGUGGAAGGGUGGCUGGUAGAUAGCAUUACAGUUAUGCAAACAGACUCUCAUGCCUAAGGCUCCAAAGUUCCAGGUUUAAUCCCCUGCACCACCAUAAGCCAGAGCUGAGCAGUGCUCUAGUAAAAAAAAAAAAAAAAAAAGUACAGUGGAGAGAAAUACUAUGAAUGUAAAUUAUGUAGUAAAACAUUCAGUUCUUCCAAUAGUCUUCGAACACAUGAAAUAAUUCACAGUGGAGAGAAACCCUAUGAAUAUAAACAAUGAGAUAAAGCAUUCACAGUUUCUAAGUCUCUUCAGUUACAUGAAAGAACUUACAGUGGAGAGAAAGAAACCUCAUAAAUGUAACCAUGUAGUCUAAGAUUCACUUAAGCCAGUUUUCUUAAGAGAUUUGAAAGAUCUCACAGUGGAAAGAAACCCAGUGAAUGUAAACAGCAAAACAUUGAUUCAAGCCUGUCAUCUUUGUCAACAUGAAAUAACUCACAACGGAGAAAAAUUAUUCUGGUCCUCUUUGUAGUCAUGAAAGAAUUCACAGUGAAGCAAAACCCUAUGAAUGUAAUAAAGCUUUAGAUGUUCCACUAAAUUCAAAUACAUGAAAAUAUUCACAAUGUAAAUCAGUCUUUUAAGCAUAAACUACUAAGAUUAGAAAGAGGGAUGCAACCUGAGACAUGAUGCAGAGGCUAGUGGUUAAAUAUAAUAGUUCUCAGGCGUGAGCUUCUGCACUCCAUGGGUAGUUAUGUUUUUUUAUUGUCUUAACUCUCCAUUUUAAUAUAUAACGAUAAUAUAUAUAAGUAUAUCUUAAUAUAAGUAAAUAUAGCUAAAUAAUUGUAGGGACCACAGUUCCAUGAUACAAGUGAAUGCAUACCUCUGAAUAUUCUAUAAAUGUAAGGAAUAUGUGUAAGUACUUUGAUUCUUUGUCUUAAAUUCUAAUAUAUGAAAAAAAUCCACUUGGUACUGAGAACUUACAGAUGUCAACAAUGCUUAAAUGUAUUCUAAUUGAUAAUGGUUUUUGCACAUAUAUAAUCACUGGAAUUAGAAAAACAAUUCUUGCCCCGGAGGUCGGGUGGUAGCGCAGCAGGUUACACAUUGGGAUACAUUGGUGAGCUUGUCUGCCCAGGGAAGUCAGGAUGGCGUUAUGGUAGCAUCUGCAUAGCACCUUGGUGACUGAAAGGAGGUAAGGUAUAAAGCAGCACAAAUUGUUUAAUAAACAGCAUCCAAAGGUAGAAAUAGAGCAGAUGAAAUUAGGGGUCUUUAUGUGGGAAGAAGCUAGUAAGUCUAUUUUAGGUAUGUUCUGAGGAGCCUAUGACUUUAGUAAUUUUUACCUGACCCAGACUGCUAACAUGCAGGUGGACUAAAAACAUAGUCUGGGAACAUGGUGUCAGAGUUGAGAAUAGGACUAGAAAGCUGGAUUAGAGCAGAGAGUGGCAAAGUACAUAAAAAAAAAUUGGGAUAGGAGGAGGAGAUAGAGAGGAAGAGAUACCUGAAGCCCAGAUUCACAAUUCACCCUGCUGGUGGGGAGGAGUGUCUUGAACCCGGAUCCUAAAGCACAGUGGUUAGUGCCUUCACUGAGUGGGCAGAAGACUGUGUAGACCAGUGGUUAGUGCCUUCACUGAGUGGGAGCAGCACUUUGUAUACCAGUGGUUAGUGCCUAAAGCACUAUAAUUUGAGUGCUUAACCAAGUGUGCCACUGCCUGGCCCCACAUCCUGUUUUUGAUGAGAACUUAAAAGUCGUUUGCAUUGCUCAGGACAUGUUUGACCACACUGUUUUGUAUCCUAGCACAUGACCUUUAAAGAGAGAGAGAGAAGUUAUUGAUCCCAGCUUCUGCACCCCCAAAAGAAUUUUGGUCCAUUCUCCCAGAGGUCCAUGAUAGAGGGAAGAUAACCAGAGGGCUGGACUCCAACUCCAUCAGGACCCAGAGAGAGAAAAGGAAAAAAGGAAGAGCAUUUGGAUAUAGUCAUAGGUGUAGUUGUGGCGUGGAGAGGAAGAGAAGAGCUGGGGAGACAGCAUAAUGGUUAUGGAAAAGACCUUCAUGCCUGAGGUACCAGAGGUCCCAGGUUCAAUCCCCGACCCAAUGAUAAGCCACAGCUAAGCAUUCCCCUGGAAGGAAAAAACAAAGAAAAAGGAGUGGUCCAUGAGGUGAUAUAGAGGAUAAAGCAUUGGACUCUCAAGUGUGAGGUCCUGAGUUCAAUCCUGGGCAGCACAUGUACCAGAGUUAUGUCUGAUUCUUUCUCUUCCUAUCUUCUUCAUGAAUAAAGAAAAAAAAAAGAAAAAAAUUUUUUUCUAUGGAAUGGAAAAGAAGAUUGGACCGUGAGGAAAAAAAUAAAAAGAUAAAUAUAGACAGUUUUAGAAAUAAUAAUUAACCCAUAUCUGCAACCUUGUGAGAAUUGCUGUUGAUUCCAGUUGAGAGAUUGGGGACACAGGACUCAGGGAACAAUGUGGAAUGAUGCCCUUGUAUCUUAUAAUUUUGUAAAUCAAUAUUAAGUCACUAAUAAAAUUGAAAAAUAUUUCAGGAGGAAAUAUUUGACCUGAGGAGUUCGUCUGUCCUGUCAGUCUCUCUACCGAGAGGUUAAGCAAGGAGGGACAGAAGUAACUCCAAAGGUGUGCCUCAUCUUAUCAGACUCCCUGCCUCACAAAGCACCCAGCAUUCAUGAUACUAUGGCCAUUAGAUAAAAAGGGGGAGAGGUCAGUGAAAUUGUGAGAGGCCUCACAAAGCAUUAAGCCAGCUCCCCCUGUGUGACCCUGCAUUCCUGAUACUAUAGCAUAUCUACAUAAUCAUUGUUUUGCCUGAGAGACCCUCACCCAUUCCAUUCCUUUGAUCUAUCUUCUUUCUACCCUCCCUGCCUGCAGGGUAUCAUUAAUCCUACCAGUUAAAAUUAAAACCCUAGCAACAGUUACUAAGGAAGUUCCUACCUUUCCAGCCUGAUUUAGCCUUUCUCCACCCCCUACCUAGCCAUUUCCAUUUCUUACUUGCCCCUUCCGGGUGUACCAUUUAAAAGCGUUCACUCUCUGAUCAAUAAAGUCAUUGCACUGUGGU